This is a messenger RNA of Cyprinus carpio (common carp), 1559 nucleotides long. Its product is annotated as splicing factor 3a, subunit 2. The record is from RefSeq and is a predicted model, not a curated record. NCBI's taxonomy places the organism in Eukaryota, Metazoa, Chordata, Actinopteri, Cypriniformes, Cyprinidae. The transcript is spliced from 8 exons. Bases 199 to 1065 code for a protein of 288 amino acids.
UACAUUUGGAAGGGAAAACGGAAACUUUUGCUGUGGCAUCGUAUCUUAACUUAACUAUCAUUAAAGCUGCGUACUUCUAAAUAACAGGAACAGGAAGCUCGUCACUCAGCGCGCGUGCGCGAUACAGCAGCGACGGCGGCGUGAUCUGGACGUUGGAUGUUUCCGUGAGCAGCGGCGUGAGGACAGCGAUCGGUCAUCAUGGACUUCCAGCACAGAGCUGGAGGGAAGACAGGCAGCGGCGGCGUGGCCUCGUCGUCCGAGAGCAACCGGGACCGGCGCGAACGACUGCGACAGCUCGCCCUAGAGACCAUAGACAUCAACAAAGACCCGUACUUCAUGAAAAACCACUUGGGCUCCUAUGAGUGUAAACUGUGUCUCACGCUGCACAACAAUGAGGGAAGCUACCUCGCUCACACGCAGGGCAAGAAGCAUCAGACUAACCUAGCAAGACGAGCUGCUAAAGAGGCGAAGGAAGCGCCAGCUCAACCGGCUCCGGAGAAGGUCAAAGUAGAAGUGAAGAAGUUCGUCAAGAUCGGCAGACCGGGUUAUAAAGUAACCAAACAAAGAGAUCCAGAGAUCGGACAGCAGAGUCUGCUCUUCCAGAUUGAUUACCCAGAGAUAGCAGAAGGUAUCGGGCCGAGGCAUCGCUUCAUGUCGGCGUAUGAGCAGAGGAUCGAGCCUCCGGACCGUCGCUGGCAGUAUCUGCUGUUCGCGGCCGAGCCGUACGAAACCAUCGCCUUCAAGGUUCCCAGUCGAGAGAUCGACAAAGCAGAGACUCGUUUUUGGACACACUGGAACAGGGAGACGAAACAGUUUUUCCUGCAGUUUCACUUUAAGAUGGAGAAAGCUCUGGUGGCUCCACCGGGUCAGGCGCCGUCGCUCGGCGUCAAGCGUCCUCCUUCACUGAUCACUGGACUCGCUCCACAUCCGCACAGUGACUCCAUGCCGCCCCCCCCGCCGGGAGGAAUGCACGGGAUGCCCCCCGGAGCCCCCAUGCCUCCACACAUGCCCCCCCCAGGAGCCCUUCCUCCUCACCUGAGGCCGCCGCUCCCCAUGGACGGGUAGCCUUUACUUGAAGCUUUUACAUGUAAUGCAUUGCAACAGUAUGUUAAUGCAUCGAUUUUGUCUGGUAAUGCACCUUAUAAUGCAUUAUAUGAUCUCAAGAAUAAUUAUGCAUUCAUUGUUACAUCUUCAGAAAGUAUAAUGCGUUAAAACAAACUAACUUUCAAAUGUUAUAAUGCAUUUUUAACUUGGGUUACUAUUAUAUAAUGCAUUACAAGACACAUUAUGAAUAUUUUUUUUUUAAUCAUGCAUUAUACAUAAAGGCUUCAAGUGUUAACAGUUUAUCGUUUUAGACAUAAAUGGACACUUUUUGUUUUUCCACUUUAUGUUCAUGUGCACAGCUUCCUAAAUAUGUGGUGAUUUGACUCGUGAGCAAACAAUGUCCAAAUGUUUUUUUUUUUUUUUUAUAAAAAAUCUUGAAAUGUGAAAUUGAAGUUGUGAUGCUCUUUUCUUGUAUAAUGUAACAUCUGAAUGAAAUGAUUUCUUGAAUGAGAAAA